GUUGGUUGAUAACCGUAGCAAUGGAGAAAUUUGGUGAAGAGAAAACUACUAAAAUUAUUCAUUUGUACUUCAAGAUGGAUAAUUCUAGCUUCGACGGGUCCAAGCAUGUUAAGAAGUGUUGCAUGUCUUAUGUUUCACAUGCUUUUGGAGAUCCUUUUGAUCAUAGUAAUACUCUUCUUGGCAUCCAAUUAUCUGAGACUAUUACUAACAUUGUAGCAUAUCAUGUGACUAUUUCAUUUGAUAGAGAGGGAGAUGGCUCUACUAAUACCAAGAAGGUUUUCAAUUGGCUAGCAAUUUCGUUGGUGCAAGCUAGUCCACUUGUUCUUGUCCUUUCAUCAAGAAUUGAUGUUGAAAGAGAAUGGAGUGAAAGGGGCAUUGCAGCUAUUGUUAGCCAUAUCUGUGUGUUGCUGUUAGAAAGUAUAACAAAUUCCCCUCAUGGGACAGCCAAUAUUGCUUCUAAGAUCAGAACCAUGCCAUAUGAAAGCUUGAAUGACAUCAUUAGAAGCUAGGCGAUAAUGAUGAAACCAAGUCGACACUACCCCAAGCUGCCAACCAAACUAUGAUAUUGUUCCUAGUGGUUUUUGCCUAUCGCAGCCAUGAAUUUAGCUCUCAAAGUUGCCUUCCUGACUUGAACCUUGAGGAUAAGGUUCUUUUUAUCGGCGGAAGUAUUGUUGUGAACCGGCGUGACCCGGUAUGGGAUUAUGGUCCAGAAGUAUGCAACAAGGCCGAUCCAGUUGGUAGUAUUGGGCCUGGAGCAAAAUGGAGAAAAGGCCCAAUGACUGAACACCCGAAUAGAACACAUUAUAUUUGAAAUCCAGGCAGUAUACAAGGCAUGUGUAUUGUUACCAUGCUUAGGCAAAGUUUGCUUUCUCACCUCCUCUUCUGAAUAUGUCUAAUUCCUCAUCCCUUUCUGAUUAUCUAUCAUAUUUCUUCAGUUGUUCUGCAAUUACUGUUGUUGUUCACAUUCUAGACCUGUAAUCUUCUAGUUGUUGAGAGCAAUGUAGUAAAAAUACUUUAGUA
Molecule: messenger RNA, 1020 nt
Organism: Nicotiana tabacum (common tobacco)
Lineage: Eukaryota; Viridiplantae; Streptophyta; Magnoliopsida; Solanales; Solanaceae
Source: RefSeq, a predicted model, not a curated record